UCAUGUGUUGGGAGGGGGACGAGUGCUGCCUCAGAAGCGGGCGAGGGGUGCGGGACAAUGUUGUAGCCAAUUAAAGCAAAAAGUGCCUUAUGUUGGGGACCGAAAGAUCUUUAUACGUGCCCGAGCGGUCCUGUUUAUGAUAUGAGGUGACCAGCGAGUCUGGUGAACGGAGAGGGUGUUUGGAUUGAAUGCGCUUUCUCUGCUGCAGCUUUGCGCCCGGACUUGAGCUCUGCGGCAGGUGAGGUGCUGAACCGUCGCCCCUAUGGAUCGGCACCAUGGAUGCUUUCAAUUUCUCCUUUAGCAGCAGCGGCCCGGACAGUAAAGAGGGCGAUAAAGGCGCGGAGCCCUCCGUCCGAGCAGGGAUGCGUAUCCCCGGGCAUGGCCCUGCAGCGGCGGCGACUCCGUCUGGAGCCGGAUACUGGACCGCCGUGUUUGAUUACGAUGCCACUGCCGAGGACGAGCUCAGUCUGCGGAAGGGGGAUCGGGUAGAGGUGUUGUCCAAAGACUCGCUGGUGUCAGGGGAUGAGGGAUGGUGGACAGGUAUGAUCGAGGACCGCGUCGGUAUUUUCCCCUGUAACUACGUGAGCAGCGGGAACGGCAUCUCAGAGAAGAUUCGGGACACGCCGGAGGACUACGGCGAUUAUUCGGUGCCUCAAUUACACUUGCUCCAGAUAGAUUUCAGUGAGUUGGCUUUGGAGGAAAUGAUCGGAGUUGGAGGUUUUGGUAAAGUGUACCGUGCCAUUUGGAAAGGCCAGGAGGUUGCAGUGAAAGCAGCUCGCCGGGACCCUGACGAGGACGCGUCCCAGACGCUGGAAAGCGUACGUCAGGAGGCCAAGCUCUUUGCCAUGUUGAAACACCCUAACAUCAUGGGCCUUCUGGGCGUGUGUCUGCAGGAACCAAACCUCUGUCUGGUCAUGGAGUACGCCCGGGGUGGGCCGCUCAACCGGGCACUGGCUGGGAAACGUAUCCCUCCGCACACGCUUGUGGACUGGGCUGUACAGAUUGCACGUGCCAUGCUUUACCUGCACUGCCAGGCCAUCGUACCUGUCAUCCACAGAGACCUGAAGUCUAGCAACAUUCUGAUUCUGGAGCGGGUGGAGAAUGAUGAUCUGAGCAACAAAACUCUAAAGGUGACUGAUUUCGGUUUGGCUCGAGAGUGGCAUCGGACCACGAAGAUGAGCGCUGCGGGGACGUAUGCCUGGAUGGCUCCUGAGGUCAUCAGGUCCUCGACUUUCUCCAAGGGUAGUGAUGUCUGGAGUUACGGAGUUUUGUUGUGGGAACUGCUGACAGGAGAAGUGCCAUUUCGUGGCAUUGAUAGCCUGGCGGUAGCUUACGGUGUUGCCAUGAAUAAACUAUCGCUGCCAAUCCCCUCCACCUGCCCUGAGCCAUUUGCCAAGCUAAUGGAAGACUGUUGGAAUGUGGACCCUCAUGCACGACCUCCUUUCACCAGUAUUCUGGACCAGCUGACAACUAUUGAGGAGUCUGGAUUCUUUGAAAUGCCAGCAGAAUCCUUCCAAUCACUCCAGGAUGACUGGAAGCUGGAGGUUCAGGAGAUGUUUGACCAACUCAGAGCCAAAGAAAAGGAGUUAAGAUCCUGGGAGGAAGAACUGAGUCGUGCCGCUCUACAGCAGAAGUACCAGGAAGAGGCUUUACGGCGGCGUGAGCAGGAAUUGGCGGAGAGAGAAAUUCACAUCCUGGAGCGAGAGCUCAACGUCAUCAUUCACCAGCUGUACCAGGAGAAACCCUGCGUCCAAAACCGGCAUGGAAAGUUUCGGCGCAGUCGGCUUAAACUGCGUGAUGGGAAUCGUAUCAGCCUGCCGUCUGAUUUUCAGCAUAAGAUCACAGUACAGGCGUCUCCAUCUUUAGACAGGAGGUGGAGCUUCCUGGGUAGUAACUCCACCCCUCCUAAUAGCCCCCCGGUUUUACCACGCCUCCGAGCAAUCCAGUUGACCCCUGGGGUUGGAGGUCAACCUUGGGGUCGUAAUGCUGCAUUCCAGUAUGAUGAAGAAGAGGAGAGAAAAUGCUCACGGAAAAAAGGGAGAACGCAACGAGAACACAGUGCUGAUGAAAGUUUAAGGACACCUAAAGAGGGUAGUCGGCAGCGUUCUUGCAGUGCCCCAAACCUGCGCCGGUCCCCCAGACAUAGUCCCGCUGUACCUGGAGUGUCCAGCCUGGCAGAGAUGGAAAAUGAAGACUGCUGCUUUCCACCCGAGUCAGCUGACUCGCCCGGCCAAUCAUACCUCUGCAUCCCGUUCCACAGGGAUGGAGCCGUUGCCGACAGUUACUGCAUGGAGAGUGGCACGGCUGUUGCGGCCCCUGACGUAUCUCCCAGUUAUACACGACGGAGUCCUAGUAUGAACCGCAAAACGGAGCUGGUGUUGUUAGGCUGCGGUGCGGCUUUGGCUGCCGUGGCUUUAGGCCAUAACCUUUUGGAAUUUAUGCGUGUGGAGGAAAGCGCGCGCCCGCGAUGGGAAGGGCUGUUUCACCGUAGUGGCAGUCAGAGUAGCGGUGCCAGCCCACCCACACGCAAACUUUUCAAACGGGAAAGUCCCCGUCGACCCCCGCCUCUGCCCUCCUCCCUCACACUGCUGUCUCUCUCGUCUGUCUCUGACUGUAACUCAACCCGGUCUCUCCUUCAGUCUGACAGCGAAGAGCUACUUGUGCUCCGCCCACCUACCCCACAUGCCCCACCAACUGUACAGACUCCGCCUCCUCUGAACCCACUGGUUAACACUCACCUGGAGAGCUUCAAGCGUCAUCCUCGACAGUCUCUCACGCCUACACAUGUGCCCUCCGCACCCAGUGCCACCUGCAAGCUUCAUCGCACACCUUCAGAUGGCGCAAUAAAGACAGCAUGCCCAUCUGCUUAUAACAACCAUAAUUACAACCAAACCACGCCCUCCAAAACAUUGCAGGAGCACACAGUGAGUCCAAGGAAUCUAAGCGAGGACCCCACAGAAGUGCCCCGUUUGCCUGACCCAAAUCUAAUAUUUCCACCUACGCCACGUCGGCGCUUCCAGCCUGAGCGGCCCAAGACUCUUGAUUUCAUGGCUAGACCCCGCCCUUGUCCCCGAGUACGCUGUGGAUCCCAGUGGGGUGAAUCCCCUGCUCAUACCUCCAGCACUGAAACCCCAUCCACUGUGGAGUUUGGAGGAGCUGUGGCCGUCCUGCCCACUCCAAUGCAAGAACCAACCCCCUGUUCCCCUUGGGUGAAUGACAGCCUUUUGGACCAACAGGAUGAGGGACAGUGCAAGGAUGGGACGCGACCUCUCUCAUCGGAUCGUAAUUUAACCCGAGACUCACCUUAUAGAGUGCGGCCAGGGUUCUGUUCUUGAUUUCAGUCUGAGUCAUAACUUAAAUACAGUGAUGUUAGUGUGAAUUACCAAUUCAGACCGAUCAUGAUGUUUAGCAUGUAGGCAAUAACUUCAUACAGAUUUAUCGAAAUGACAUCUAUUGCUGAUUGCAAGGGUUUAAGAACAAACGUACACUACAUUUGGAUGGUUUUACAGAACUGAUUUUUUGAUUUUUAAUAAGGGAGAAUUUUCCCGCAUAAACCAAAGGUAAUUGGUUUUUUGCAUAAUCCAGAUGCCGUUCAAGUCCAAACCGUGUCUAUUUUAUUAAGAGAUGGUUUUCAGUAGCACCUCCGAACACAUAUAUACACUCCUGGGGUCCAAAGUAAGAGUUGCUUCUUCAAGCUAUUCCUCAGUCAAACGAAACUCACCACCAAGCAUAAUAAGCUAUUACGACCCAGUUACUCCUUUAAUAAUCGGACUGAUUUCUGAGUCCUUUAGAAAUGUACAGGGUUCGCAGCUUCUAUCUUGAAGUACAUUAAUCAAGAGAAUUUUUUAUUUGCAAACCUGUUUAUUAUUGGUAUUGACUGCAUAAGCUGUCCCGUUGCACUGUAUUAACAUUCUGUUUGUAUUUGCACUCGUCUGCAUGUUUAUGGUAGGGUUAGGUUCCUGAACAUAUUGGACUAGCUGAUGAACACUGGACGGUCAUUUUGAGUGGUCAGGUUUAAUUUGUCAUACAUGGACGCGAUUGUACACCUUUAGAAGUGCUUUUUUCAAGUUUCAUGAAUGUAUAGUUCUGUCAGAUCUCUCAUAUUUAUACCAUUCAGAAACACUGAUUAUUCUGUGAUUUUAAGCAUGAAGCACACGAAAGCUAAAACGUCACUCUCCAAACCUCAGUCACUAGUACUGUAUACGAGAAAAUAUUUUUAAGAGUGCUGGUAGAAUUCAUUGGCUCUAAAUGGCAACUUUACAGUAGUCUUCCAGUUUUGGGUCAUCUACAGUAUGUGUGUGUGCGUGUGUGUCAUGAUGAAUGUAUUUUAUGAGGAAUCUGUGCUGUUUAUGCGUUACAUUCCUUUUGAGAUUGUUAUUGCACAUUUACAUUCAUUUUAAUAGUAGCUUUUGUGCAAUAUUCCUAAUACAUUUUCAUGUGCACAUUAAUUUACUGAAUCUUUUUAUUUAUUAAGUUAUUUUUGUAUGUUUUCACAUGAUGUUUUUGUAAUUUAUGAUGGAACUGGCGAUAAGAAAUGUGUUGUCUGGCUUUCUGAACAUGCUUAAACACGCAGAAGUGUACAUUCUUUUGCCCAUGCUCACGUGUCUAGAUUGAGGUUUAAGGUUUUGUCUGCUGUCUCUGUUCCUUUAAUCUUUCAUUUCAUGUUCUGUAAGAAUUUCCUUUAGAGCCAAAACAACAUUUAGAGCCAAAACACAUAGUUGCUUGUGUCUGUAUUACAUUUCUGUCACUUUAAGCAACACUUCACACAAAAAUAAUAAUUCUGUCACCAUUUACUUUUAAAGUGAUAGUUUACCCCAAAAUCUAAAUGCUGUCAUCAUUUACUUGCUGGUCAUUCCAAACCUUUAUGACUUUCCUUCUCCAGCAGAACACGAAAGAAGAAAAGUUGGUAACCGAACAGCACUGGAUCCCAUUCACUUCUGCUGUAUGGACACAAAACUAAUGCAGGUGAAUGGGGUCAAGGUAGCACGAUUUUUCAAAAAAUCUUCUUUUGUGUUUCUAUGGAAGAAAGAAAGUCAUACCGUUUUGAAAUGAAAAAGUAGUGACAGAAUUUUAAUUAUUGGGUGAACUAUGCAUAUAAGUAUCUUUAUGUAAAAGUUAUUGUUUGACUUUUAUGAUGGUUUUGCAUUUCUUCAGAUUUGUUCAGUCGCUAUUUAUGCUAAUUGCUUAGAAAAAUCUGACCAGCCCAGUUUUAACAAUAAUUAUUUUAGUGUUCACAGAAGAAAGUCAUGUUGUUGUUUUGAACAACAUGAAGGUGAAUAAAUGAUGAUGGAAUUUU
Triplophysa dalaica is the source of this 5296-nucleotide messenger RNA. It is a transcript of the gene map3k9, whose product is annotated as mitogen-activated protein kinase kinase kinase 9. The transcript has 11 exons. Gene Ontology annotation, biological process: protein phosphorylation. The record is from RefSeq and is a predicted model, not a curated record. NCBI's taxonomy places the organism in Eukaryota, Metazoa, Chordata, Actinopteri, Cypriniformes, Nemacheilidae. Bases 276 to 3335 code for a protein of 1019 amino acids. Gene Ontology annotation, molecular function: protein binding; JUN kinase kinase kinase activity; ATP binding.